GCCGUGUGGGGGCUGAAGUGCUGCAGCGCGGUGAUGGCGGUCCGGCACCUCACCACUGACCGUGUGGCUCUGCCUCCAGGUGAUCUUCGGCCCCAUGUUCUCUGGGAAGAGCACAGAGCUCAUGCGGCGCGUGCGGCGCUUCCAGCUCGCUCAGUACCAGUGUCUGCUGGUGAAAUACGCCAAGGACACCCGCUACUGCACCACCGGUGUCUCCACGCAUGACAGGAACACCAUGGAGGCCCGCCCUGCCUGUGCCCUUAAGGAUGUGUACCAGGAGGCGCUGGGCUCUGCAGUCAUUGGCAUUGAUGAAGGGCAGUUUUUCCCAGACAUUGUGGAGUUCUGUGAAAAGAUGGCCAACGCUGGGAAAACUGUCAUUGUUGCUGCUCUUGAUGGGACUUUCCAGAGAAAGGCUUUUGGGAGCAUUCUGAACCUGGUCCCACUGGCUGAGAGCGUGGUGAAGCUGAACGCUGUGUGCAUGGAGUGCUACCGAGAGGCCUCCUACACAAAGAGGCUGGGAGCAGAAAGGGAGGUUGAAGUGAUUGGAGGAGCAGACAAAUACCACUCCGUCUGCCGAGCUUGUUACUUCCAGAAAAGGCCUCAACAGCUUGGGUCAGAAAACAAGGAGAAUGUGCCCAUGGGGGUGAAGCAGCUGGAUAUGCCAGUCUCACGGAAGAUCUUUGCUUCUUGAUUGCUACACUCCAGUGUGGAAGAGGGGGGGGAAGGAUUCAAAGAAAGAAGCUAAAUGUUGCAGCUCCUGGACUUCAGAUCUGGUUUCCCCCCUUUAUCAAAACGGUCACAUGCCAUAGCUCUACCUGCCAAACCAGGCUGCUCUUCCUCUGCUCCAAGUGCCAGGAAAGAGGGCAAUCAGCUGGACCUGAUGCCAGGGGGAGCUGAAAACAGUCUGACUAAAAGGGAGUUCCUUUCCCAGAACAUGGAAAAGAGAUUUAAUUACUGAUGCUGCCAUACAAACAUGCUGGAAAGCUGCCACACCAACCCAGGCUGUGGGGCACUGACAACUUGCCUGGUCUGCUCUCCUGCUCCUGGCACGUGUUCAGACUCGUCACUGGUAGCCAGGUCACUUGCCUGCAAACAGCCUUUUCUCAUGUGCUGCUGCUAAAUUCUGGGUUUCUUACGACAGCGUACAGUAACUUGGCUUCCGAAAGCCACUUCCUUUUUAAUAUAGCCUGAAGACAUGCCCCUUCCCUUUCUAGACAACAGUGGCACAACUUCAACUGACACAGAGCAGCAGCCUGGCCCUUUGCAAUCUCUUAACAAUUGUGUAUAGCCAAUUAGCUUGCUGUUAAAUUUGCUGUGAAUACAUGGUUUUGUUUUGUUUUGUUUUAAAUGGAGGAGGGGAGAAGGAAGGCUUGUGUUGUCAGCCUGACUCCUAGCCUUUGAAAUUAAAAAGCAUUUUCUACACAAAUUCAAGCUUGGUGCAGCCAUUUCAUAGGGCUUAAGUGAGCUGAGGAAGGUUUGGGGGAUCAAGAAUUAAACUGUAGAGAGUUGGGCUACUGUUCCUCUGAAGAUCCAGCUACCUGGAAAAGGGUCUUUCCUUUGCAUGGAUGGUUCUCAGCUCUACUUGUGUUCUGCUUCCUUCUCAGCCUUCCAAGAAUUCUUGAGCCUGCUGCUUUCCUUGCUGUAACACCUAAAGACUCCUCUCCUUUUGCUUGACUUAGCUUCGGGAAGGAAUUUUUACUACUUGUAUAAAGUGCUUUUUCUCAUCAGAUUCCUUGAGCUCUGAGCAGCAGCUCUUGGUUCUGGUUGGGCUUUGUCAAUCCCCUCUCAAAUACAGUGCUUUCUACAAUACUUGUUUACUACUGUACUGAGGAGCAGGCAGCUGCCCAGAUAGAAGACUCAGAAACCUCAGUUCCUUGGUGUUAAUUAAUGCAAUUACAGCCAUGGUGUUCACAAACCCUUGUCAGGCCUGGGCCUUCCUUUUAGGGAUGAGGAACAGGCAGUAGUGCUUGUAUUCUAGAUUAAUAAGUAACUUAAUAAAAUUGCCGGUGUCUUUUCA
Messenger RNA from Meleagris gallopavo (turkey), 2014 nucleotides. The record is from RefSeq and is a predicted model, not a curated record. NCBI's taxonomy places the organism in Eukaryota, Metazoa, Chordata, Aves, Galliformes, Phasianidae.